Molecule: messenger RNA, 1294 nt
Organism: Trifolium pratense (red clover)
Lineage: Eukaryota; Viridiplantae; Streptophyta; Magnoliopsida; Fabales; Fabaceae
Exons: 5
Coding region: 53-967 (304 amino acids)
Source: RefSeq, a predicted model, not a curated record
UAUAAUAUUGCUGACUACUUAGCCUUUAAUUUGUCCCCUACAUUUUUCCUAGAUGGAACUUAAUGCUAUUCACCUUAACUCUUCUCCAAUUCCUAGUCUUUCAUAUUCUUCCAAAAGAUAUGAAAAUGCAAUUACAAGAGGAAGCAAAUUUAAUCUCAAAUUUAACCAUACCACUUAUUUUCAUCCUCAAUUUACCACAAGCCACAAAGAUGCACGUUCAAUUAGUCACGUUAAUUGCAUGAUUAACAACUUCUCUGUGCCUAAUUCCAAGAAUAGUGAAGGAAGUGAUAAUAAAAUUUUGAGAGGAAUCAAUGGAACUUCUCUAGUUUUGGGUUGCAUUCUUGGAAUAUUUAAUUUUAGUAGCAUGAUGAUGAAUUCUAAAUUCAAUAUGGCUUAUGCUGCUCAUUUUCCUCCUCCUCCAAAAAUGAUAUUAGUUGGAGGAGAAAUUUCAUUUGAUUCAAUGUGGAAAACGAUUAAUGCUGAUGCAAUGGAAUCAGAUCCUGGCGAGGAUUCACCCGAUAAUAAGAAGAUGCAUGCUUUAUAUUUAAGAAAAUGUGGGAAGAAGCAUGCAAUAGAGAAUAUGGUGAAAGAAUUAAAAGAGGACUACAAGAAAUAUAAGGAUGAUCCAGACACAGAAUACUACGUGCGAAAAGCAUUGAUUGAACUUCUCUUGAUUCAGGGAAAUUUUGAUGAUGUCCGUACCCUACUUGACCAAGAAAUUGAUAAUCACUUACGCAAACACUCUAAAAUGCCUUUUCUUGGCUCAAUGAAAAAGGAAAAUUUUGAGAAAAAGAUUGACAAACUGUACAAGAUUUAUGAUAAGAUCGACGAGGACGGUCCUGAAAAACAAUCUAAACAAUCUAUAGCAGACAUUUUUCUAUUCGAGGCCAUUUUACACACCAAGUUAAGAGAUAAAGAAGCAGCGAAGUGGUGGGAAGCAUUCGCAAAAACACUAGUAACUGAGUAGUCCCAUUUCCAACGGAAUACUAUCUAUCUAUGCCUCUAUGGAGUUAUAUUCAUUUCUUCUUUUAUUCUUAUCAACAAAAAAUACUUUAUUCAAUUCUACCAUUUAUUCUUAAACAUAAGGUGUAAUCAUGAACAGAGACUGUGUGUUGAUGAUCUCUAGGGUGUGUUAAGUAAGUUCAAUAAGCUAGCUUAUAGCUUAUUGGACUAGCUUAUAAAUUUGUUUGAUAAAAAUUGACGCAUUUGGUAAUAAGCUUAUCUAAUUAGCUUAUAGCGUUUUUUGAGAUGCUAUUUCAAGUGGCGUAUGAAUUUAUAUCUUAUAGUUUUUUAC